AAAAAGUUUUGUGGCAUACGCAGCCAGAUUAAGAAAAGAAGAGAGAUGAUUUCUGUACGGAGGUAUGAACGGUCCGAACCCCUCUUUUUCUCCCGUGACUAAAAAGCUAUUAGAGUACUUCGAUAUAUGCUCAUUUUAGUCAAGGAUGGCAUUGCUUUCCUUGGCCCGGAAGACUUUUUUUGAUUAAACAGGGUCUGGGGCUGAUCUCAUCUUGAUGCACAGCCAUUAAUUCAUCUUUGGGCAACGAUUCUUCUCCACAUGCUCCACCCCACCAUCAAGGAUUAUACGAGCACUCCGAGAGCAAGCUUUGAUCAUGGGAGUACCGUACGUGCAAGUCGAUGCUCCACCUAUCUCUUUUAUGGGGUCAUGACACCAAACGGGUGCGCAAAUCUCCAUCGGCCAAUCCUCCGAGGGUUCCUUUCAAUGCUGGAGGCGUAGAGCGGAAUAAAAUUCAUCAUGCUCUUUGGGGUGUUCGGAAAAAGGACAAAUUCAAAUCUAUCAAUCCGCUCUACUUCAAUCUAUGUGCUCCUUGUGUUCCUCUUCCUAUUUCUUCUAGCUGUGCAUUUUGUGCGUAUCCAUUGCGCAAGAGAUCCCACUUCAUGGUUUUUUGACCCUGCUGAGGGCUAUCGUCCUGCUUAUUCGUCAUUUCGGACCGACCAAGCAAACCAGUUUAUCGAUAAGCUGCCUCUAGAUUCAGCAGCCCGGCAAACAUCGAAAGGAGCCAAUGGAACCAGCCAAGGUCCGAAUCUCUGCGUGGGGAUCAGCUCCGUGCCGCGAAAGGGUGCUCGAUACCUCCGUCCGCUGAUUGGGUCCUUAUUGGGUGACCUGACUGAAGAAGAAAGAGAGCAAAUUCAUCUCAUCGUCUUAAUUGCACAGACAGAUCCGCAUGCUCACCCGGCAUACUCGGAAGGUUGGCUCAGCACACUCGCUGAUCAAAUUCUUUUAUAUGAUUUCGACGAUGAGCAGAUUGCACACUUGAAGAAGCUGGAGGCUGAGAAGGGUCUCAUGAGAGAAAAAGGACUUUUCGAUUAUAGAUAUCUUCUGAAGGCAUGUUAUGAUGUUGGCGCACCAUACGUUGCCAUGCUAGAGGAUGAUACUCUUGCGCUGGAUGGCUGGUUCCAUCGUGUGCAAAAAGCGUUGAAGACUGCAGAAGAAAAGACUCACGCAAAGGGCUCAAACAAAUGGCUAUAUUUGCGAUUAUUCUAUACUGAGGAGUUUCUUGGAUGGAACAGUGAAGAGUGGCCAGUAUACCUUCUCUCAUCUGUCGUCCUGGUCACAUCAAUGGUCGUUAUCCUGCUAAGCAUGCGUCAACACUUUUCGUACACUCGACGGCUACUUUGCAACAAAACAAUCUUGGUGAUAUGUGGGGUUUGCAUGCCAUUAUGCAUUUUGCUCUUCUUCGCAGCAGGAAGAGUAACGGUGUUGCCUUUGCCGACUGGCGUAAAUGAAAUGCCUGCCUUCGGGUGCUGUUCACAGGCAUUAGUUUACCCACAGGCCAGGGUUCCUGAGCUACUGGCUUGGUACGAAUCAAAACAGCUUGGUUUUAUAGACAUGCUCACGGAAGAAUUCGCCAAUCGGCACGAAGAAACCAGAUGGGCAUUGACCCCCAGUGUUUUUCAACAUGUGGGGAUUAAGAGCUCCAAGGGAAGCGCCAACGAGCAAAAGUCAAAGCAUAACACUAUAGUGACGCAAAAUUUGUGGAAUUUCGCUUUCGAAAGAAAUGAUCCGCGGUCUCUUCACGUGGAGCAUCGGUAUAUCACACAUGAUCAACAGCCAUUGCUUGAUGCUGUAGACGGAUCCUGAUCAUGAAAAAAUAAAUAGAGUUCUCAGAUAAAAUAAAAUUUAGAUUCCGUUCCAAAUAGUUCCAGAGUUCAUUUGAUCGACGUAAAACGAGAAUACUGUACAGACUUGAAUAUCAAUGGACAGAGACGAUCUGAGAAAUUCGUAGUAUAAUGCCACCUAUGUUGGAGUAGAGAGCGCUUCUUGAAACGGCGAAAAAUGGGGGUAUGAUCUUCGUGAAUACUGAACAUGCCGCUGAUACUGCAAAAGAUGCUACUGUGCGAGAAUCGGACUUUCUUCAGCAGAAUUCCAAGCCUCGAAUGAGGA
Messenger RNA from Xylona heveae TC161, 2106 nucleotides. RefSeq lists its product as hypothetical. The coding region runs from base 457 to 1803 and encodes 448 amino acids. Lineage: Eukaryota; Fungi; Ascomycota; Xylonomycetes; Xylonales; Xylonaceae. Gene Ontology annotation, cellular component: Golgi membrane. The record is from RefSeq and is a predicted model, not a curated record. Gene Ontology annotation, molecular function: glycosyltransferase activity. The transcript has 2 exons. Gene Ontology annotation, biological process: GPI anchor biosynthetic process.